Molecule: messenger RNA, 1944 nt
Organism: Malurus melanocephalus (red-backed fairy wren)
Lineage: Eukaryota; Metazoa; Chordata; Aves; Passeriformes; Maluridae
Gene: PGCKA1
Product: chromosome unknown C4orf19 homolog
Exons: 5
Coding region: 292-1368 (358 amino acids)
Source: RefSeq, a predicted model, not a curated record
UACAGAUUCUAGGAAGUAUUAAAUGCAAACUUUAAAGGAUUUUAUUUUCAUCUACAGUCACAUGAUGCCUUAAUACCCAAUGACACUAACUACAGUGUCUCAUUAAGAGGUCAUGCAAACUCCCAAGCUAAACAAGGCAUUCUUACAUAUUUAACAUUCAAAUGCAGAAGCCAAGCUAAGCCAUGGAAGAUUGUAAUCAGGAAAAGCUAUACUUCCUGAUCCACACAAAAGCUACAGGUUAUUUUGGAAUGUGAAAACUACUUGCUGUUUGGAUCCAUGACAAUCAUGUAGAUGMAAUUCACUUGCUUUAACAAUCUCCAGCACCAUGGACCAAGACAUUUAAAACAAAUCUUUCAAGCAGUCGAUGGAGUGCUAUCGGAAAGAUUAAAGAAAAUCCAGAUGGGGUGCAGGUGCUGCAAAAUGAUACAAAGCUAUAUUUUUGAACCAGAAGAAGCACAAUCAUCUGGAUGCAUCCAUGAAGUAAGCAGCUAUAAACGCAAUGAACAAGGCAGCAAUAAAUCCAAAUUCAAAGAGAACAGUGAAAAUGAAGAACACAAAAAUGAACUCCAGAACAAUGAGGUAAACAGAACAGAAAGUAWAAGUCCAGUAAACAGUACAAAAGAAACUCUCUGGAAUCACAGAAGCAGUGCUUCUCAAGAGGAUGGCCCUGUGAAGUGUGCUGCAAAGUUUGAUGUUGCAGUCAAUGGUGGCAACUCCUGUGCUGAGCACUCCAUGCUCAACCCCAACACAAACCCAGUGAAAGAAACAAGUGAAAAGGGAACCUCCAGCCACUCAGAGGCUUCUUCAGCCAGCAACAGAGACUUUUACACAAAAUCAAACGGGUCUGGACAAGAACUUGACCUAGAAACAGGCAGUCAGAGUAAGGCAGCCAGCAAUGUGCCUAACAGUAUUCAAGACUCCCAGUCUGCAGAACACAGCAUCUUUCUCAAAGGAAACUCAGUCUUGGAGACAGAAAACAAUGCCAUAGAACUGCCAGAUAUUGAUUAUCCCCAAAAUGGCAAUCAAACUGAGAACUAUGUUGAAAAACACAGCUUUUCAGUCAACUGUGCACAUUCAGACCAAAACACURGUUCUUCAGCAAUACAGGCCCAGGACCUUUGUGUAACCCCACCUUCGUCUGUGAAAGAGAGCAGUAUUGAACCUUUUAAAACUGACUCUGCAAGUUGGGGUGAGAGCCUUACCGGUGGUAUCACUGGAGUGGCAGUUGCCAAAAUUGCACCCACACACACCAACCAUAAAGAUGUGAAUGGAGAAAUGGAGGAGGAAGAUGCAGAAGUUGCAGCAGCUCUGGCUGCACUGGAAGCUGCAACAGCAGGAGAAGACCUGGAAGAUGAUGAUGAGUACUAGGUUUYUUUCUAAUACACUGGGUAAGAUCCAGAUGCUGUUUCUGGGUCUGUAUAAACAGAUGUACAGCACACAUGGAGAGCUGUUAUGAACAGCAUAUAUAAAAAGGAGUUCAGACUAAACCUCUGUUCCUUCAGCUGAUUUAUACAGCCUUKUAAUUUCUACUGCCUAAGGUACUGAAAUGCUCCCUUGGCUAAUGGUAAUACUCUUCUCUAUGGGCCCAAACACGAGGGCAAAGAUUUGUUUCUUCCACACAGAAUAUUCAGUUGUACACCCACCUCAUCUGGACUCAUGCAAAUGUUUCCUUUGGGUAUGACCCAUAUGAGGGUCUGUGCACACUGCAUGUUCCAGGUUCACAAAACUUGUAUUAUUUAAAGCAGAAUUAUUGAAGUCAUGCAGUUAGAAACCACAGAUUUUCAUCAUUAGCAGAAAAAAAAUACAUAAAUGAGCCAAAGUUCUAUGAUCUACUGAAACAUGAAAUAGGGAAGGCAGCUUGGAUUGAACUUUACCAUGGUUAUGGUUCCAUUAUGGAUUAAGCCUAAAUCURUGCACAUGCAUGUGACAUUAGGAUSAAAACAU